Fraxinus pennsylvanica is the source of this 882-nucleotide messenger RNA. The record is from the annotation of a GenBank genome assembly. Lineage: Eukaryota; Viridiplantae; Streptophyta; Magnoliopsida; Lamiales; Oleaceae.
AUGUGGUUUCAGGCACUAUUCUAUUCAGCACUACUCUGCGCACGUGAAAUGCUUGCACCAGAGGAUGGAUCAGCUGAUCUUGUCCGUGCUUUAAACAAUCGCCUUCUUGCUUUGUCAUUUCAUAUAAGGGAGUAUUAUUGGAUUGAUAUGAGAAAACUUAACGAGAUUUACCGCUACAAGACCGAAGAGUACUCAUACGAUGCUGUUAACAAAUUCAAUAUUUACCCUGAUCAAAUUUCUCCUUGGUUAGUGGAAUGGAUGCCAAAUAAAGGAGGCUAUCUAAUUGGGAAUUUACAGCCUGCUCACAUGGAUUUCCGGUUCUUUUCUCUUGGAAAUUUGUGGUCUAUUGUUAGUAGCCUGGCAACUGUAGAUCAAUCAAAUGCUAUAUUGGAUCUUAUUGAAGCCAAAUGGUCGGAUUUGGUUGCAGAUAUGCCGUUUAAAAUAUGUUAUCCUGCACUUGAAGGCCAGGAGUGGCAGAUCAUCACCGGCUGCGAUCCCAAAAACACGCCUUGGUCAUACCACAAUGGAGGUGCAUGGCCAACUCUGCUUUGGCAGCUCACCGUUGCAUGCAUUAAAAUGAAUAGGCCAGAAAUUGCAGCCAGAGCCGUUGAGGUUGCAGAGAAGCGCAUAUCAAAAGACAAGUGGCCUGAAUAUUACGAUACCAAAAGAGCUCGCUUCAUCGGGAAGCAGGCACAUCUUUUUCAGACCUGGUCUAUUGCGGGAUACCUUGUCGCAAAACUUCUACUGGCCGAUCCCAGUGCUGCUAAGAUUUUGAUUACCGAAGAGGAUUCUGACCUUGUCAACGCCUUGUCCUGUGCUAUCAGUUCCAAUCCUAGGAGAAAUCGUGGCCCAAAGAGUUCCCAGAAGUCGUACAUAGUAUGA